Molecule: messenger RNA, 896 nt
Organism: Capsella rubella
Lineage: Eukaryota; Viridiplantae; Streptophyta; Magnoliopsida; Brassicales; Brassicaceae
Exons: 1
Coding region: 16-705 (229 amino acids)
Source: RefSeq, a predicted model, not a curated record
AUAGAGAGUUAAAAGAUGAACAGCUCCUCCAAGGUGAUAAUGGCAGCUACAAUGGUAAUGGUAGUAAGCUUAGUCAUGGUUUUAAGCUUAGUCUUAGUACUACUAGCUGAACUCUACUGCUCUCUCUUACUCCGCCGUCGCCGCCACCACAACUCUCACAACCUCCCCAUCACCACUACUACCGUCUCCGCCGCCACAACUCUCAACCAAGUCAUCUCCACCACAAGCAACGAACAUUCACCUUCACCAACACCAUCCAACAUAGAUUCUUUAUCAAACCCUCUCUACACAGGCGUUCUUCAAACUCCAACCAAAACACCAUCUUUACAAGCUUCUCUUGAUCUGAUUCAAGAAACCACAGUUAACGAUUCUUCUAACCACAACAACAAGUCCACAACAGCUUCUUCUCUUGACAACUUCAUCUACAUAUCAAACCCGAUUUACUCUACAAGUAAACAAACAACACCCUUUGAAACACCUCAGUCUUCACCGUCACGUCUUGAAGAUGAAGAAGACGAUACAAUCCAAGAAGAAGUCUCAACAACAACACCUACAUUGUCUCCAAUGAAAGAUCUACCUGAAAAGGCAUGCUCUGUUUCACUAAAAGAUAUUGAAACUUCUCCUAGUGAAUCCAAGAACAACAACAAUGGUGAGUCAUCGUCGUCUUCGUCGUCUGGUUCGCCGUAUACUUCACCGUCGUGGUAGGGUUUUAAUUGUAAUUCUUUAGGGUUUUGUUUGGGUUUUUUUUGUCUUUUUCACAAUUUUUGUUUUGUUUUGGUUUGGAGUGUUCUUGGAAUGUGUAUGUUUUGUUGGACAUAUGGGCUCAAAGACCAAAGCCACGCUUGUUUUCACUGAGUUUCCUCCAUCUGUCUUUUUCUAUGUUCUGAUUCUGUGUC